Molecule: messenger RNA, 906 nt
Organism: Alternaria incomplexa
Lineage: Eukaryota; Fungi; Ascomycota; Dothideomycetes; Pleosporales; Pleosporaceae
Exons: 3
Coding region: 1-906 (301 amino acids)
Source: RefSeq, a predicted model, not a curated record
AUGGCGUGGGAAGACGACGAUUUCACACAGGCUGUCCUGAAGGAUGAGGACAAGUAUGAAGGGAAAGACCUUGAUGCUAACGUCGCUGCGGUCCUUCCAGAAGGCGCAGAGAUAGAAUGGGUCUGCACACAUGGGGCUACACAUUGGUCCGUGUCGACUAAAAUCGAUACGAUAGUCGAUGGGAAUCCAACUUCCUUCUUCCUGAAGGAAUAUCGAGACGCGAAUGCAAAAGGCAUGGUCAGAGCUGAGUAUGAGUCCACGGUCGCUUUGUACGAAAUGGCUCCUCAAAACGUGCCGCGUCCGUUGGGCUACGGGUCGUUCGCUUCAGAUCCAGAGAGAUUCUUCUAUAUUCAAGCAUUCUGCGACAUGAACGACGAGCUGCCUGACGUCGAUGAAUUUGUCGCUGUAUUAGCGAAGAUACACCAGAAAAAGUCGCCAACUGGAAAGUUCGGAUUCCACGUUACCACGUACCAAGGGAACACUCCCAACCACAACGAAUGGUGUGACACCUGGGAAGAAUACUUCACUCGCAGUCUGACUUCCAUAAUCAAUUUGGAGCGAGAGAUCCAAGGCGCAGACCCAGAAAUGGAUGCGCUAUCCUCAGAUACUCUGAAGAAAGUAGUCCCUCGACUCCUUCGGCCGCUUGAGACCGGAGGCAACAAGAUCGAACCAGUAUUGCUGCACGCUGACUUGUGGCACGGUAAUGUCGGCAUAGACAACGAAACGGAUGAGCCGAUUCUGUACGACGCUGGAAGCUUCUAUGGGCACAAUGAAUACGAAGCAAACCCGUGGCGUGCGACACGCUACCAGUUCAAUCGGACUCAUUUGCGCGCAUACCAUAAGCUUGUACCUGUCUCAAAGCCAGCGGAAGACCACGACGAUAGAAACGCCCUCUACGCGCUGUAA